This is a messenger RNA of Cuscuta europaea, 3301 nucleotides long. NCBI's taxonomy places the organism in Eukaryota, Viridiplantae, Streptophyta, Magnoliopsida, Solanales, Convolvulaceae. The record is from the annotation of a GenBank genome assembly.
CUUACCUUCUGUAAUCUCAAAAUCAAGUAACCCGUAAUCCAUUCACGUGCCCUCUCCAAUCUCCAUCUCCCCCUACGGCAAAUCUCCUGAAAUUAGUAAUAACAAGUUUCACAUGAGCGAAUCCAUAUCUUGACCGGGCUUUCCAAAUUUUGCUCCAAGAACCAAGUUUUGUUCAUAAUCUGCAAGAACUCUCUUGAAGCAGUUUCCUUCUUGGAAUGUUAUAGUUUCAUCAAGAUGAAAAUAGGCACACCAAGGACACCAUUGUCAAAGAUUGGAAGGAGGACCCCUUUAAGGUCUGCCAUAAAUAAGACCCCUCCAUGUAAUACUCCAGGUGAAUCAAAGGCUCAUGAGGAGAAGAUUCUUGUCACAGUUCGUGUGAGACCACUGAGCUCAAAGGAACAGGCAGCCUAUGAUCUUGUUGCCUGGGAUUUCCCCAAUGACCACACUAUUGUUUCAAAGAAUUUGAGCCAUGAACGCCAUUCUGGCUCAUACUCCUUUGAUUUUGUCUUUGGUCCAAUUUGCUCAACUCGAAAGGUUUAUGAAGAAGGGGCUAGAGAUGUUGCUCUUUCUGCACUUAGUGGAAUCAAUGCAACUAUUUUUGCAUAUGGGCAGACGAGCAGCGGGAAGACAUUUACAAUGAGAGGAAUUACUGAAAAUGCUAUUAAGGAUAUUUAUGAACACAUAAAAAAUACUAUAGAUAGGGACUUUGUCUUGAAAUUUUCUGCUUUGGAGAUAUACAAUGAGACUGUUGUAGACCUAUUGAACAACGAACCUGGCACACUUCGCUUAUUGGAUGAUCCUGAGAAAGGAACUAUAGUUGAGAAAUUAGUAGAAGAGAUUGUUGAGGAUGACCAACACCUGAAGAAUUUAAUUAAUAUUUGUGAAGCUCAAAGGCAAGUGGGAGAAACCGCUCUAAAUGAUAAAAGCUCGAGGUCACAUCAGAUAAUCAGGCUGACCAUUGAGAGCAGUACUAGAGAAAAUUCUGGGCAUGUGAAGUCCCUCUUAGCAACUCUGAACCUUGUGGAUCUAGCGGGAAGUGAGCGUGCAAGUGCAGACGGUACAAGGUUGAAGGAAGGAAGCCACAUCAACAGAAGCUUGUUGACCUUGACCACUGUAAUUAGGAAGCUAAGUGGAGGGAGGAGAAAUGGCCACAUUCCUUAUAGAGACUCAAAGCUGACAAGGAUCUUGCAGGCCUCACUAGGGGGGAACGCACGAACUGCAAUCAUAUGCACUCUGAGUCCGGCAUUAAGCCACGUGGACCAAUCCCGUAACACGCUCUCAUUCGCAACCAGUGCCAAAGAAGUCACUAAUACUGCCCAAGUCAACAUGGUAGUAUCAGAGAAACAAUUGGUGAAAAAGUUGCAGAAAGAAGUUGCAAGGCUUGAAGCAGAGCUCCGAACUCCGGAAACUAAUGCUGCUCCAUGUCUAAGAUCUUUACUUGUGGAGAAAGAAAUCAAAAUCCAGCAGAUGGAGGAAGAGAUGAAUGAACUGAAACGUCAAAGGGACAUUGCUCAAUCCCAGCUAGAAUGUGAAAGAAGAGCAAGAAAAGAGAUCAAGGGUUCGGAUGAUCACGGUCCAUCUCAUCAAGAAGUAGUCAGAUGCCUUUCCUUUUCCACUGACGAAAUGGUUCCAAGUGUUGGUGGGUCCAUCCUAUUAACACCACAUGGUAGAAGAAGAAACUUAGGUGGGAGAAACAACACUUCACUAGUCAGGCAAUCAGCCGGUUCAACAAACCCGUCCAUGCUGGUGAAUGAAAUCCGAAAGCUUGAAAUGAGGCAAAGGCAGCUUGGGGAAGAAGCAACCCAUGCACUUGAGCUUCUCCACAAAGAGUUUGCUUCACACAGAAUAGGCACUCAUGGUGCCACAGAAUCUAUUGCGAAAUGUCUGUCGGAGAUAAAGGGUAUGCACACUUUAAACUCUUCUGUUCCAGCAGAGGAAGUCCAGAUCAAAGACAAAGCCAGCCUGAAGGAAGAGAUUGCCCGUCUGAGAUCUCAAGAAAGCAGCAUUAGAUCUCUGGAACUGAAGCUCGAGAACGUCCAGAGAUCUAUAGACAAAUUAGUCGUCAUGCACCUCCCAAAUGACGAAACUGAUGAAACUACUACCCCAGAGUUGAUGAAGACCCCAUUUUCAUCAAGAAAGAAAAAAAUGCUUCCUUUUGCAGCACUCACCAACACUGCUGCCAACAUGCCAAACUUGAUACGCUCUCCCUGUUCACCUAUGGAUAGUGACAUUGAGAACAAAGCACCACCAGAGAGUAAUAACAAAAACACCUCUUCAACGGAGGGCGGUACCCCUGCAAAACAAUCAUCAAACUCUGUCAGUGUCAAGAAAAUGCAGAGGAUGUUCAAGAAAGCUGCCGAGGACAACAUUAGGGACAUUAAGGCCUAUGUCACCGAACUUAAGGAACGUGUGGCUAAGCUCCAAUACCAAAAACAGCUCUUAGUUUGCCAGGUACUGGAAUUGGAGGCAAACGAUGGUGCAGCCAUGGAAGAACCUGAGUUUAACACAGAGGAACACUCUUCACCUGCUACAUCGUGGCACUUGGUAUUUGAGGAACAAAGGAAGCAACUCAUAAUGCUGUGGCACUUAUGCCACGUAUCGCUGGUCCACCGCACACAGUUCUUCCUGCUGUUCGGAGGGGAGUCGUCGGACCAGAUAUACAUGGAGGUGGAGCUGAGGAGGCUGACAUGGCUAGAGCAACACCUGGCAGAGUUAGGGAAUGCCAGCCCAGCACUCUUGGGCGAUGACCCGGCAAGCUACGUCUCUUCAAGCGUUAGGGCGCUGAAGCAGGAGAGGGAGUACCUGGCCAGGAGGGUGAACUCUAAGCUAAGUGGAGAAGAGAGGGAGAGGCUAUAUGUGAAGUGGGACAUUCCGGCAGAUGGGGGCGGGGGGAAGCAGAGUAGUAGGAGGAGGAGGAUGCAGCUUGUAAAUAAGCUAUGGUCUGAUCCACUGAGCAUGGAGAAUGUGCACGAGAGUGCACAGAUUGUGGCGAAGCUGGUUGGGUUUUGGGAGACAGGGGAGCCAGUUUCUAAAGAGAUGUUUGAGCUCAAUUUUGUAUCACCCUGUGAUAAGAAGUCAUGGAUGGGCUGGAGUCUCAUUUCUAAUCUCUUACACUUUUAGCCAGCCAGCCAUUUUUCUUUACACUUGUAGAAAAAAACAGCCUCAACUGCACUGCAACAAUGAUGGAUGGGAUUAUCCAACCAUCUUUUUGUGUAAUAUAUAUGCAAUUUAUCUCUUGCCAUGUUUGUGCCAUUCUUACUACACUGAAAUAUGGAAGGAGUUAUGUUAUUCAGGUUCACAA